Messenger RNA from Trichomonas vaginalis G3, 1848 nucleotides. RefSeq names its product decanoate-CoA ligase protein. NCBI's taxonomy places the organism in Eukaryota, Parabasalia, Trichomonadida, Trichomonadidae. The transcript has a single exon. The record is from RefSeq and is a predicted model, not a curated record. Gene Ontology annotation, cellular component: membrane; endoplasmic reticulum. The coding region runs from base 1 to 1848 and encodes 615 amino acids. Gene Ontology annotation, molecular function: long-chain fatty acid-CoA ligase activity.
AUGGAAAAGGAUUUAAUUGAAAGUUUACCGCAAUGGGUUGAAGAAUAUGAUUCUAAACCAGCAGAAAUCGAAACUAUGCAAGAUUUUUUCAUGUAUACAUACAAGAAAUAUCGUACUCAAAAUCAAUUAGGCAUAAUUGUUGAUGAAAAAAUUGUUUAUAAGACAAGAGAAGAAAUUCAUCAAUUAGCGCUUCGAGUUGGCUCAUUUUUGCUCAGUAAAGGCAUAGUUCCAGGCGACAGAGUUGGCGUUUAUACAGAGAAUCGUUUAGAGUCCGGAAUUUUCUUAGAAGCAUGUCAUUUAUUCGGCUUUGUUGCUGUUUUCGCCUUUGAUUCAGGAAUUGCGACAUAUCCAAGAUAUACAUUGGUUGAUGCAGGCGUUUCAUGCAUUUACGUUUCACCAACCAAAUGGGAAAGAGUUGAUGUUCUUUUCCCACCAAAAUCAGACUUCUGUCCAGAAUUAAAGUUCAUAAUUGUAAAUGAAAUAGGAGAUAGAAUGCCAUACGAGUAUUACUUAUUCGACGAUGUUAUUAAAUACGAUCAAAUUGCCCCCUUACCUAAAGUACAGAGUUCUGAUCCUUGUACAAUUGUUUAUUCGUCAGGUACUGUUGGAGCUCCAAAGGGCGUUGUUCUUUCCAAUUAUGCUAUGAUUACUGGUAUUUUCUACAUUAAAGUCAGCGUUCCUGUCAAAUUUGGAGAUGUCCAUCUUUCAUUUCUUCCGAUGGCUCACAUUCUUGAGAGGAUUGGCUUCCUUAUCUUCAAUUAUCGAGGUGCGCAAAUCGUUUAUGCUCGCCAAGGCAUUGCAACAGCAAAAGAUGAUAUGAAAAUCUGUAAAAUUACAGGAGGACCAAUAAUUCCUGCCUUCCUUGUUAAAGUACACUCUGCUAUCAUGGAAAAGACCGAAAAAGUUAAGCCACUUAUGAACUUUUGCCUUAAAUUAUCUUCAUUUACAAGAUAUUUCGGUUUCAGGUCCAGAAUUUCAGAUUCUUUACUCUUUAACAAGAUAAAGAACGAUGUGUUCGGCGGCCGCCUCGAUUGGUUUGCUGUUGCCGGUGAUGUUUUCGAUGCAAAAGUUCAUGAUGACCUUUCAAACAUUUUCGGAGCGGAAUUUGUUGCAAUUUAUGGAACAAGUGAAGCAGCCGGACCAUUAUUUGUAUGUCCAUCGAACGAAUACACACCAGGAACAGUUGGCCGUCCAAUGCCACAUCUUCAAUGCAAAUUCGGCACAAAACAAGAGCUCCUGAUCAAAACUCCAGCACUUUUCACAUCUUAUUGGCGAAAUCCAGAGAUCACGAAAGAUGCAUUUGAAGAUGACUGGUACAAGACAGGCGACAGAGCUGAGAUAGAGCCAGGAACACAUCAUUUGAUCAUUCCAGGAAGAGCAUAUGAUAACUACGAGUACCAGCCAGGCAUGGAUCUCGCAAUUCCUUUCUUGAGAUUCACUUACAGAAAAUACUCAUUCAUUGAUGACAUUUUCAUCAGUCCACAGAAUGAUAUUCACGCUUUAGUUGCCAUUGUUGUUGUUCCAAGGAAUAUUGGAGAAUACUACUUCUCACAAGUCUUCAAAGAUCAGACAUUCGAUGACGAGAAAUUCAAGGAGCUUCUGAAGAAUAAGGAUUUCAUAAACUAUAUCCAUUACAAUGCAAACAAAUACGGUAAAGAAUACGACCGACUUAAAGAUGGUUCUGAAUUAGCCGCUGUAAGAUUGACUGAUGAACCAUUUACAGUCGAAAAUGAAGGUGUUACAAUCACUGGAAAGAUGAGAGUCAACGCUUUGAAGAAGAAAUUCGCAAAGGAAAUAGAGGAAAUGAGAGAAGAAGUAAUUAACAAACAAAAGCAACAACAACAAUAA